Messenger RNA from Solenopsis invicta (red fire ant), 3625 nucleotides. RefSeq names its product cGMP-dependent protein kinase, isozyme 1. Bases 713 to 2881 code for a protein of 722 amino acids. Gene Ontology annotation, biological process: protein phosphorylation. The record is from RefSeq and is a predicted model, not a curated record. Lineage: Eukaryota; Metazoa; Arthropoda; Insecta; Hymenoptera; Formicidae. Gene Ontology annotation, molecular function: ATP binding; cGMP-dependent protein kinase activity. The transcript has 13 exons.
AUUGCAGCUAUAGUUUUAGAGAAUUCGCGAUCAAAAUUUUUUCUUGCUGAUUAGGAAAAGAAGAAAAAUAAAAUUGUACAGUCGAAACUUAAAAUCUUCGAGAGAAUAACCUACGAAAUCUUUUUACCUUUUAUAUGUAAAAUUGAUUUCUGAGCCACCGUAUAAAUAUUAAAGAAGUGUUAGAUGCGACGAUGCGUAAAUCGCAAAUGCGUGAUUGCACAUUUAUUGCAAUGUCUAUAGUGAAUUUUAAAAUACCUUCACAGCGCUUCUUUCCAGAAGAGUUGUCACCGCGAACUGGUAAUCUUAACGAGAAGGAAAGGAUGAUCGGGCUUGGUAGAGUCGAGAAUAUUCUCAUCAUGAACAUGUGCUAAUGCAUUGUGACGUCAAGGCAUAAUAUAUCACGUGCUCCAAACACCAUUAGCAUAAGCAUGUGACUGGUGCGGUAGCGAUCGGCUCGCACGUCGGAAUCGAGUCGCAUGAAAAAAAAAGAGCUGCGCCUCACGAAAAGUGGAGUAGUUAUCCGAUGAGCGUAACGCGACUCGAGCGAAUCUCGAACGCUCGACGAAGGAAUCGCGAGUGCCGGUCAUGAGUGACCUCCGCGUGAAGCGAUAUCGAGGAAUAAUCACCUGUUAAGAGCCGCUAUGAAGAGAGAAGCGUAACGCGAGCGAGCGUCAAAAGAAUUUGCUUUGGACAUGCUUUGGACGAAGAUAACAUGAGGUUCUCGUGCUUCCCGAGGGCCAACAUCCUCGGGCAGAGGGGUAGCAUUAAUCUCACCCCUCUGCCGGGCUACGAGGACUCCACCAGCUUCACUAUAGGCGUCGUACGUCUUAUUAACAUACGUCCGUUACCUGGUACCUUGCCGGCGGUAGCUGUAAAUGGUACCGGUCCAUCGUCGUCCGCGUCAUCCUCAUCGCUCACAAAAGUCAUAGUGUCGUCACCGCCGUCUGAAGCCAAUCAUGUCAAUCAUCUCCCAACACAUCAAGAGCAACCCGAAGAAGAUGUGACUUCUGUGAACAAUGACGAACAGCAAGUGAAUAAUCCAAGGGGUGGCGUCAUCGGAAGAACGCCGACGCCACCCUCGGCACCGACGCCCGUAUACGAGAAAGAUGCCAGGAGUGCGAGGCAAAUCAAAAGGGCCAUUUUGGAGAACGAAUUUCUGGGUAAUCUUGAAGAAAACCAAGUGGAAGCGCUCGUCUCCGCUAUGUACCCCAAACAAAUUCCCGCUAAUACUUUAGUCAUCCGCGAGGGCGAUAUGGGCUCGCACUUGUACGUGUCAGCAGAAGGAGAUUUCGACAUUUACGAGGGAAACAAAUUCCAAAGAACUUUCGGACCAGGAGUUGCAUUUGGAGAAAUUGCUCUAUUAUACAACACGAAAAGACUUCGAUCUAUUAGCGUAAAAAAAGCUGGAAAAGUAUGGGUGCUCGACAGAUCAGUAUUUCUAACUAUAAUGAUGAGAACAGCUCAGGAACAACUGGAGGGUAACAUCCGCUUCCUCCAGCGCGUUUCCGUUCUCCAAAAGCUUCCAGAACCAAAGGACCACGUGCUCGCAAAGAUAUCCGAUCUCAUAAGAGUAGAAUUUUUCCCGGCUGGCGCGAAAAUACUGCGGCAGGGCGAGAAGGGUGAGAAAUUCUACAUAAUCAGCGGCGGCAACGUGCGGAUCACCAAAGACACCGAGUACGGCGGCGAGGAGGAACUGGUGGUCCUCGGCAAGGGAGAAUAUUUCGGCGAAUUGGCUCUCUACGACGACGAGGGUGAACGACGUGCCAACGCGAUCGCGCUUGCACCUGGUGUCGAAUGCUUGACCCUCGACAGAACGUCAUUCCUGAAUUACCUGGGUAGUCUGGAUGAGAUUCGCAACAAGGACUGGUUGGCGGAAUACGAGAAGCAAAAGCGUUCGUUGACCCCGAAAAAGUGGACUAACGAGUAUGCAAGUCUAACCUUGAUCGAUCUUGAGACGAAGGGAACGUUGGGAGUGGGUGGAUUCGGUCGCGUUGACCUGGUCACACUCAGGUCCGAUCCGAAUAAGAGCUUCGCUCUGAAGAAACUCAAGAAGAAGGUCAUGGUCGAGCAGCAACAACAAGAACACGUGCUGAAUGAGAAACACAUUAUGCAAGCGUGCGACUCCCCUUUCAUAUGCAAACUUUAUCAGACGUACAAGGAUAACAAGUACGUCUAUUUUCUUAUGGAAGUGUGCCUCGGCGGAGAUGUUUGGACGACUCUUCAAAGGAGGCGUUAUUUCGACGAUGCCACUGCGCAAUUUAUGGUCGGCUGCGUGGUAGAAGCCCUCGAUCAUCUUCACUCGCUAAACAUCGUUUAUCGGGAUCUCAAACCGGAAAAUCUUAUGCUCGACACGCGCGGUUACCUGAAGCUGGUGGACUUCGGUUUUAGUAAGAAAAUUGGUCCCGCCAAAACGUGGACGUUUGCCGGCACGCCCGAGUAUGUUGCACCGGAAAUUAUCUUGAACAAAGGACACGACAGGGCGGUGGAUUAUUGGGCCCUCGGCAUCCUGACGCAUGAGCUCCUCGUUGGUAAGCCGCCUUUCCGCGGAUCCGAUCAUAUGACGACUUAUAACAAAAUCCUAAAAGGUAUCGAGAUGGUCGGUGUACCGAGCAUCGUUGUUAAAAACGCUAGUAAUCUCAUCAAGAAGCUACUCCGCGUGAACCCCUCCGAACGAUUGGGUUAUCAGCGAAAUGGGAUACAAGACAUUCGCGAUCACAAAUGGUUUUCUGGAUUCAACUGGCAAGCCCUUCAAAGAUUGGCUCUACCGGCACCCAUAGUACCAACGGUACGACAUCAACUCGACACACGAAACUUCGAAAGAUAUCCACCUGAUCGCGAUAUUCCGCCAGACGAAUUUUCCGGCUGGGACAUCGAAUUCUGAGAGUUUCAUGUUUCUCAGAUGUAAUAAACGUGGAAAGAACAAUUUCGAAGUGUCUAAAAAUGUAAUCAGAUAUAGACUUGAAAAUAAUUUUGUUGAACCGUCGAAAUAAUUAUGUAGGGCACUCGAGCAUGAGCAAGGCUGCAAAAAAUUUUGACAUUCUAGCCAAUUUGAGUGUCCAACGCAAUUAUUUUGGUGACUCAGCAAAAUUGUUUCAAGCUAAAUUUUUAGACACUUCAGCAAAAUUCGUUCUUUCAAUGAAGCUAAGAAACAGAUACAAAGAUACACUCUUUGCGCUAUUAAAAUAAAUAAUGCAUUUGUUAUCUGUUAAUGUUGUUAUACAAAGAUUGCAGCCAUUUUAUUAAUUGUUAUCAAAAGAAUAAUGACAAAGAUACCAAGAUAACCGUAUCGACACAAUUUCGAGAUGUAAAAACGAAUAACUGCAGAUUAUAGAUUAAGAUGUUUGUUAAUAAUUAAUUAAUUAAUAGAAAGUAACCUUUCCGAAAAAGAAUAUUUACUUUGCAUUUCGAUUAGCUCUUUUAUAAUAUUACAGAAUAUUAUCUCUCUAAAAUCAUUUGUUCAUAAAACUCGUAUAGUCAAUUAAGUUUAACUCUUUUAAUGAACGAAUAAUUUUUAAAAAGUAAUUUACUAAGGUAUGAAAUUAUAUUUUAUCAUUUCUUUAUAAGUAAUCACUGAUAUUCCGAUGUAUUUUAAUUGCAGAUGAAUAUACGUAAUGUUUUAACGACA